AUGGACGGCAAAACCUUGCUCGAUAACAUCCCCGAAGGUCUUCCCGAAGACGUGCCAAUCGUGAUGCUGAACCUGCUCCAAUGGAAUGAGAACGCGAACUAUCCUCAGGACAGUUCCCAUCCGCCUUGUACAGGACGAGAAGCAUACUUGCAACGAUACGUGCCAACAUUUAGGCCUAUUGCCGAGAAAUGGGGUGGCUCCACCGUGGUAUACAUAGGCAAACCUGCAGCAACACUAGUUGGACCCGACGAGAAGAAGUUUGAUGUUGUGGCGCUGGUCAAAUAUCCAAACAUAGGUGUCUUUCGCCGGAUCGUCGGCAGCGAUGAAUACAAAACGAAUGCCGCACCGCACCGCAUUGCCGCCUUGAAGGAAUGGCGACUCGUUGUGACGAUUGAGAACCAGGUCUGA
Messenger RNA from Exophiala aquamarina CBS 119918, 408 nucleotides. RefSeq lists its product as uncharacterized. The record is from RefSeq and is a predicted model, not a curated record. Lineage: Eukaryota; Fungi; Ascomycota; Eurotiomycetes; Chaetothyriales; Herpotrichiellaceae. The transcript has a single exon. The coding region runs from base 1 to 408 and encodes 135 amino acids.